AUGUUGCAUAAAAAUUCUUCUGGUGGUCCUGAAAAGUGUGUGUGUAGUGAUGCACAAAAUGAUAAUUAUAACGUGUACCGAUAUACUCGUGAAGAAAUGCUGAAUAUGAGGGAUGCACCAUUAAGUCGAGUGCGUCCUCAAUACUUGUCUACCGAAUUUGAUAACGAUGAGGGGAAGUUUGAACCGGAAAAGUGGCUGGAAUAUCGUUGGAUUUGUGAGGGAGUGGAAAAUCGCCCAAAUAUAAAUAUAAAAAGAAAAGAGAAACUGAAGGUUGAAGCACUAGAAGGCGAUACAACCGUUCUUUCUCCGCAGAGGCGAGGUUUUUCGUCCGGAUGUCGUGCUGCGUCACCGAUGAAGAAUGAAGCAGAAACGGAAAGACUCGGUGCAACUAAGGCUAGUUGGCGAAGUGGUGCUGGUUUUCAGUUGAAGAAUUCUGGAACGGAGUACAAGGCAUCAUUUCACAAAAACGCUGGAAGCAGUGAAUCCUCAUUUGUAAGGACCCGCCAACAAAAUGGUAGCUUGACGAGUAGUGCUGGUAACUGGCGUUCGGGCGAAACAUCAUUUAAACCAAAUUAUCAGAAAGAAAGCAGUCAAAGCCAGAGAGGCAAGUCUGCAGAAAUGGCAGACGAAAGAAUGCCGGAGUGGCUCAAUGAUGGUCCAACAUCGAUGCAUGAUAUGAUUGAACUGCGUGGUUUUGAUGACGACAGUAAGAUUAAACGUGAUUUUUCUCAUAGACCGAAGAGACAAUCAGUAAGGAUGGAACAACAAAGUGAAGUUUCUGGUACAAGUGAGUUGAACGAAAGUUUGACUGAUGAGAAGACUGAUUCAACAGAUUGGAGGCUAUCUUCCCAGAUUGGUAGUAGUGGUUUAGGUCGAUCCCCAAAUGGUAAAUCGACUUCAUCGCGUAUUCAAAACAGUGACGAUAAUAUAUCAACAAAUCUUGGUUUGUCUUUUGCAAUGGCUGAGGACAGUAAUUCAAUGACGCCAGUACCUUUGCUAAAUGGUAGCUUGCCAAAUUCUGAUGCUGAAUUUGCUGCAAUUAUGGGUAUUCUCGGUGAUGCGGAUUUAGAUUCACUAAAAGAGAACGAGCUUAAAUCACCAGCAGCGAAAGAACCAACCGGUAGCAGAUUGUCACGUUUCUUCGCUACAACUAAAUCUGAAGAUUCCGAUAAUUCAUGCACUAGUAGAAACGAACCUUUGCAGCAGAGGCAUGUUGUCCCUUCUUCGUCCUCCAUUUCUGACUCUUCACAAACUCCAGCAUCGAUUUCUGUUCUCAAUAAGAUAUUUUCAAGUACCUGUCAACGACCUUUUCACUCGCAAUUUCUUCCUGAACCGCACGUAGCGCCAUCAGUACAAGGAAUUUUGAGAGUUGAAGAUUUAGAACGUAAUUUCCAGAAGGAAUCAGCUCCUGGAAAUCCAUCUACUCUUUCUGUUGGUGCUGAUAGUUAUGGAAACGUAAUAAAUAGCGAACAGCUCCCAUCCAAUUCUCGACAAUCAUAUAUAAGCCAGGAUGUACAGAGCUACUGCGAUUUCUAUGUUUUGUGGCGAUGGCAGAAAUGUUGUAUUGAUUUGAACCAAUUUUUGCAGAACUACUUAGAAACGAUAAAAGGAAAUCCGCUUGGUGAUCCGUAUCAACAAGCUCAUCUUAUGAACAAACUAAAUAAAUUCGCGCGCUUGCAAAAUGGAACUACGGAUGACGUGUCAUGCAUGACGGAAGACAAUUUGACAUUUCCGUCCAAAAUUUCCGUGGCUCCAACACAUCAUCUGAAUUCGCAAGCACCGUCUCAUUCUGUGGUACCUCCAAUUUUCUCUGAUGUUACAUUUCAAGCAGCUUUUCUUCGUUCGCAAUAUGAGAAGGCAGCCGCUUUGCAUGCACUUGCUGCUAAUCAACGGUCAGCGCUUGUUUCAAGUGCACAAACAGUCGAUAAUACUAUUUUGAGGCAGGCUUUGACGAAUAUAAUAGGAAAUGGUGCAGUACCACAAUCGACACAAACACGGCCAGUAACUGCCAUCGCUCCAACUCCACGGACUUCUACAACAGGAGUGCUUCCGAAUUCCUUUAUGCCAACGUCAGUGAUGCGACAGAUGACCAAAAACAGUAAUACGUCGAUGACCACUGAAGAAAAGCUUCGUCAUUCUAACAUACCCAUAUGUUCUACACAGUAUAAUGCUGUCAAACAAAAUAUUGUUCCGGAUCAUUUCAACGUACCUCAUAAACUUGUUGGUGAUGCUGUUGUUAAUAACAUGGCUUCAAAAAGUGCAGCUAACUUGAUGACAAGACUUGCUGUACAGCAGCAGUAUGCUCAAGUGCUUGCAGCAAUGCAAAAUGGUUUAUCAUUGAAUAAUUGGCAGUCGAAUGCGCAAAUGACUGCUUCAGUGCGAGCACAAGCACUAGCAGCUCAUGCGGAGCAUCAACGACAGUAUGCGCUAGCAGCGAUGCGUGGUGAUUUGAAUCAAGCACAACUGAUUCGUGCACGUUUCUUAUCACAACAAGCAGCAGCUUUUGCAGCUUUGCCUAAUGUUCCAGUAGCGCCUCAUCCACACCAUGUGGGAGCCCCGUUAACUAUGCAACCGGUAGUGACAACAGCACCAAUUCCGAUGCCACAAAACACUCAAGCUCCUCCAUCCUUAACACAGUAUAAAUAUCAGAAUCCGCUAGAGAAGUUGCUUCAGUCGGCAGGUGUACCAGCUAACAGAGGUUUACAGCCACCAAAUAAGGAGUCUCGUCAAGGUUCAUCACUGCAAGCGACAACAGCAGCAAAUGAUCUUCCGUCCAUAAUAUCGCGUCUCCCUCCAACUGCUAAUUGUAUUAGUGUCGAAGAGCUUGAGAAACAGUUUGCAGCAAAUUGA
Molecule: messenger RNA, 2850 nt
Organism: Brugia malayi
Lineage: Eukaryota; Metazoa; Nematoda; Chromadorea; Rhabditida; Onchocercidae
Gene: Bma-ifet-1
Exons: 15
Coding region: 1-2850 (949 amino acids)
Biological process (GO): negative regulation of translation
Cellular component (GO): cytoplasm; nucleus
Molecular function (GO): mRNA binding
Source: RefSeq, a predicted model, not a curated record